Messenger RNA from Neoarthrinium moseri, 921 nucleotides. RefSeq lists its product as uncharacterized. The record is from RefSeq and is a predicted model, not a curated record. The transcript is spliced from 3 exons. The coding region runs from base 1 to 921 and encodes 306 amino acids. NCBI's taxonomy places the organism in Eukaryota, Fungi, Ascomycota, Sordariomycetes, Amphisphaeriales, Apiosporaceae. Gene Ontology annotation, molecular function: hydrolase activity, acting on ester bonds.
AUGUUGCUCUUGCUCACGACAACCCUCUUCUCGUUAGCAGGCGCAGCAGUCAUACAGUCACCUACGGUGAAGUCAGAGGACUGUUCAAUCAGUGCUACACGGUACUUUAUAAGCUUUGGUGACUCGUAUUCUCAGACCGGAUUCAAUAUAAGUGGCACUCACCCGUCGGCUGCAAAUCCUCUUGGAAAUCCGGAUCUACCAGGAUGGACUGCUAGUGGCGGCUUGGACUGGGUGGGUUUCAUGGUGACCGAGUACAAUACCUCAUUGUUGCUCUCUUAUAACCUGGCAUAUGGUGGUGCAACGACCGAUGCCGACUUGGUUACCCCGUACGCACCCACGGUGCUCAGCUUUGAGGACCAGGUCAACGAAUUCACGGCGAGUCUAGCGUCCAAGCCAGACUGGGCUCCAUGGACAGCCGAGACAACCUUGAUUGGUGUCUGGAUAGGGGUGAAUGACGUCGGCAACAGUUUCUACUUGAGCAACGCGACCGAGGUGAUUGACGCCGUUGUUACUCGAUACUUUGAGCUCUUGCAACCGCUUUAUGAUGCAGGAGCAAGAGAAUUCGUUUUAUUGAGCGUUCCACCGACCGACAAAAGCCCGCUGAUGUUGGAGAAUAAUGAUACAUCUGAGACACAAUUGAGAGGGGCGAUCAAGCUCUACAAUGAUCUUCUCGGAAGGCAUCUCGACAACUUCAAAUCGAGGAACAGUGGUGUAGAGGCACGGAUUGUGGAUACAUCUGUUCCAUUCAACCAAGCCAUCGACAACCCCACAAAAUACGGAGCACCAAAUUCCACGUGCUAUAAUGCUGACGGGACAAGUUGUCUCUGGUUUAACGACUAUCACCCCGGCGUUGCAAUUCAAAACUUGGUAGCUAAGGCUGUUGCCCAGGCUGUUGGGGCCCCUUGGUUUGCCACUACAUGA